AUGUGGAGGGCAUUCAAUGAAACAUUUUCAUCGUUGGCUCGAUUACUCAAUGCGACGAUUGUUUCAGCUACAUUUGGCCCGAGAAUUAUUAAAUCUACCAAUCCAGAAGAUAUUCAAUUUUAUGGUGAUCCUGAUCUUUAUCCGAAUCAAACCGAAGUCUAUCUACCAUUAACAAAAGAUAUUUAUAAUACGGUUCAUGUUUAUGCGCCAAAUGGUAGUCUAAUUGCCAGUCGGGAUAAAUAUCAUUUAACUUCAGAAGAGAUUGAAUUGUUACAACUAACACCAGGAAAACUCGAAGAGAAUCGUGUCAUUGAACCCAAUAAUUUAUGUAUCGCCAUCUGUUUGGAUGCUUUUUUCUUGGAUAUUUUAUCGUAUCUUGAUUCUCAAAACUGCACCAUACUCAUUCAACCUUCAUAUAAUUUUGGCAUGUGGGCGUCAAAUUUCUCCUCGGAAUCUUCAUUCUGGCAACCACUUGAUUGGACAAACGGUCCAUUAGCUCUGUUUGAAAAAACACGAAAUAUUCAAUUUUCUAUCAAUCCAAUGGUCACUGGAAAUCUAUUUAGUGAUAUGAUCGUUGAUGGACAAACGACAAUCAAUCAACGUCUAUCAAGGAAAACAAGACCACUAGAAAGUCACGAUUAUUUAUAUAUUGGUUUGGAUCUCGACGAUGUGCAGAAUAUCAGUGAAUUUCAAACAUUGGCAUUGGCCCAAUGGGCUCGAGAUGAUCCAAGUGGAGCCAAUUUAACGAAACAAGAAAGACGAGAGUUACUUCAUCAGUAUGCCCUGGAAUUGGCUCCUAAUUCAAAGUCAAAAUAUGAAAAUCAAUAUGUUGACACAGUCAUAUGGACUGAUGUGACACUCUAGAUAAUCUGUUUACCGGCAUCUAGGCUUUAUAGUAUUCCGGCUAAAAAAUAAAGACAUUCAAUUUCGAUUAUAUUAUUUCUCUGUCUCUUGAUAUAAAUAAAGGAAGAAGCAAAAGCAAAUAGAAGGAUGUGGGUGUGGGUGUAGCUGUCGCUCAAGAAAUGACGCAUCUACACUCACACUUACACCCUCGCUCACAAAAUUUGCUCCUUUUACUUUUUUAAUAAGUGUAUGCUAUAUUUUAUCGAAAUUGAUCAGCUUUCUGAGGCAGGAAUAGUGCGAACCAGAGUUGAACAACUGAAUCCAGAAAGGGUGUGGGUGUGGGUGUGUGGGUGUGGGUGGGGGUGGGGGGGGGG
Messenger RNA from Rotaria sp. Silwood1, 1217 nucleotides. The record is from the annotation of a GenBank genome assembly. Lineage: Eukaryota; Metazoa; Rotifera; Eurotatoria; Philodinida; Philodinidae.